Molecule: messenger RNA, 1061 nt
Organism: Punica granatum (pomegranate)
Lineage: Eukaryota; Viridiplantae; Streptophyta; Magnoliopsida; Myrtales; Lythraceae
Source: RefSeq, a predicted model, not a curated record
AUUUAAUUUUGUUGAUGGCCAUCUCGCCACGAACCGUCCAGAAGAAGCCGUACGUACUGUCACCAGAAUUUGGCGCCAAAAGACUCACGCCAAUGGCUUCUCCCUCACACCCCUUCUCCUCUCUCCACAAUUAGUUACUCUCUGCUCUCACACAUCUCUCUCUCUCGUGUUCAUGGAAAUGGAAGAAGUCCGGAGGAGAAUGGGGCCACUGCUUCUUCCCGGCAAUGGCGGGGGCGGUAGCAGCCGCAGAAUGAGGAAGCCCCUCUCCGACUGCACCAACACCGCUCGCAACUCCUCCCAGUCCUCUUCUUCUUAUACGGCGUCUGUUCUCAAGCCACAACCGAAGCCCGAUUUCUCGGUCCCCCACUCCAAUUCGCGGCUCUGCAGCAAAACCAGCAAGACCAGAGCUCGGAACCCUAGCCCCUCCCCUGUUGCUGCCGCUUCCGCCGUACCUCCUCGGCCUCCCACCAAAUCCGCUUCUGCUUCUGGGCGAGAGUGUAAAACAUUUGACCCUCAUGCAGCUCAGAUUCAAGGUCGAGCUGUGCAAAACGCUAGGACCGAAGGGAAGACAGCUAUGGUGCCUGUGAGCAGCUCUCUUACAAAAAGGAAUAGGAGAACGGGUGACAAGCUUGAUCAAGGUGAAGAGGGCAGUAUAUCCAAAUCAUGUGCUUUGCCCAAGAAAAGGAAGCAGCACUGCAAACGAGAAGAGGAUGAUUCCAAGAAGGCCUUCGAAGACUAUAUCCAGCAGCAGAGAUCGUAUUAUGCAGAGAUUGAUGCAUUCGAACUGCCAGAGGAGGAGGUAGACUCAAUUGCAGCUUUGGAGUGAGUUUCCUCUGGUGAAGGAUCACCUUAUCCCACUAUAUAUAAGAUGUCAACACCCAGUGUACAUUAACAACUCAUAGCAGAUAUGGUAGCUAGAUUCUAACAUCAGUGCUGAAGUCCUAGACACUUUACUUAAUGCCGAGAUGUAAAUGAGAUGCAUAUAGUUCAUCUUGGACAAGAAGAGUAAACUUUUGCGGCUCAUUCCAAUAGUAAAAGCUAGUUCGUAACAUUUCUGGUGG